Messenger RNA from Maudiozyma saulgeensis, 1230 nucleotides. Lineage: Eukaryota; Fungi; Ascomycota; Saccharomycetes; Saccharomycetales; Saccharomycetaceae. The record is from the annotation of a GenBank genome assembly.
AUGGAUACAAAUCAUCCAACUGCAACAUCAUCGUCUGGAGUCACAGAUGAUGCCACAAGAAUAGAAAUUAAUGAUAGGCAACAUAGUCCCGGAAAGGAUGAUCAUCAUAAUACUAAUUUAAAUACUGGAAAUAGCAGUAGUAAUGUGAAAUCAUUGUUAAAUUCAGAUCCAGCAACUGCUGAAUCUGUUCCUGUGAAAAAUCAAAUUACUUUAAGAUCACAAAUUAUGGAGGAGUUUGGUAUUAAUUCUGCAAGUGUAGCAGGUAAAGAUAAUAUAGAUCCAGAUGCAUUCAAUACUCUUGUACAGAUACGACUUAUUAAAGAAAGAAAGGCAAUAGAAACAAUGAGAAAAGAAAAUUUAAUAAUGUUAAAUGAUUUAGUAGAUAAAUGUAUUUCGAAUGAUAAAUUUGACGAAACUAAUAUUAAUAAAUUAUUGGAUAUUAUUAUUGAAAAACGAGCUACAAAUAUGUCAACAAUAAGAUCAAGACAAGAUACACUGAUGUCACCAAUGAUAAAGAAAAGAAGAAUACAAUCACCACAUAUGUCUGCAACAAAACAAUCUACUGAAUAUCGUGGACAAAACUCAGAUUUACAUGCUAUUAAUGAAACGGAUGCUGGCCAAUCUGAAACUGACCAAUUUCAAUCUGUUGCCCAAUCAUAUAAAUUACCUGUGCCUCCACCUACAUUACAUCAACAAAAUAUCGGUAAUACACCUGGUGGUGGUGGUGGUGGUGGUGCAGUAUGGACAUCUCAAUAUCAAAAUCCAUCGUUACAACCACCAUACAUGUAUCAGACAGGUGCUGCGGGCAGUAUGCAAGGAAACUUAGGACCUCCAGCACAUCUAAUGAAUGACCCACAUUACCAACAACAGGGUAUGAUGACAUCAACAUAUGACCCUCAGAUGGGGAAACAAUAUUUAGAACCGCCACAGUAUAUACAAAAUUAUCCACAAGGUGGUUAUUAUCCACCUAAUGGUAGAGUAAUGAAUAGUGUGAAUGAACAAGCAUAUCCAGGGAUACCGCAAGGUCAUGCUACAACUAUAGGUCAACAACACUCACCCUACAGGGGUAAUAUAGCAACAGCAUCUGGUCAAACAGGCCGGAAAGGUCAUAGGAGAACACAAAGUGCUAUUGUAUCUAUGCCAAAUGAAUUAAAAUCACCUAGUCGUAGUGUACCACAAAGACCAGUGAAUUUCUUAAUACAUACACCAAAGCAUCCUCCUCCAACAUAG